Penaeus indicus is the source of this 2013-nucleotide messenger RNA. RefSeq names its product acidic mammalian chitinase-like. The record is from RefSeq and is a predicted model, not a curated record. The transcript has 8 exons. The coding region runs from base 357 to 1568 and encodes 403 amino acids. NCBI's taxonomy places the organism in Eukaryota, Metazoa, Arthropoda, Malacostraca, Decapoda, Penaeidae. Gene Ontology annotation, biological process: chitin catabolic process; carbohydrate metabolic process. Gene Ontology annotation, molecular function: chitin binding; chitinase activity. Gene Ontology annotation, cellular component: extracellular region.
CAGCAUCGGAGUGAACAUUUCAUUUCCUGUUUCGCAACUCGCGUGUUUUUUCCGUCUGUUGACAUUCGGCGGAAAAGGCGUUUCCCGAGAGGUUUAAACAGUCUUGGUAGUCUAAAACCCUAAACUAAGAAAGAAAGAAGAAGUUUUAAACAGCUUGCCUUUCUUUGAACGAUCAGACUCAAUAAUAAGAAAAGAAUAAAAAGAUAGAUACAAGAAAAUAUAAGAAAAUAGAUCCAGGGGAUAUAGACUAGACAAUAGUCUAAAACCCAAUAAAAGAAGAAAGAAGGAGAAAGAAGAAGACUUGUGGGUUUUUUUUUCUCUCGUAUGUGGAGAUAAUGCAUGGCUAUAGGUGAGGCAUGAGGGCGCUUUGGAGGACCUGUGUGUUGGGCUUGUGGGUCGCCUUAGGCUUCCUUUGCGUGGAAGGAAAUGCUGGAGAGUUUAAGGCUAAACCCAAGAUGCAUCAGGUCUGCUAUUAUGCUAUUCCUAAUAAAGGGGGUGGUGAUAUUACCGUGAAAGCCUUAUCUGUGAGCGACAUCGAUCCCUUUAUUUGUACUCAUAUUAUUGUGGCCUUUGCUAGAAUCAGGAACAAUGUAAUUGUUCCAUCCAAUGAUGAGGAUAUUGAGGUAUACAAGGAAGUAAUUGCCUUGAAGAAGCAGAAUCCAGAGCUAAAGGUUCUUUUGUCUGUGGGUGGGGGCUCAACAGACGGAGGAUUCCCAAGCCUUGUUCGUGAUCCCCAAGCAGUUAUUGAGUUUGCCUCACAUUCUCGAAAAUUCAUCACAACAUAUGGCUUUGAUGGCUUAGACCUUGACUGGGAAUUCCCUGCAUGGCCUGUGUUGGUGAGAAACAGGCAGGAGAAGAGAUGGUUCACAAGACUUGUUCAGCAUCUCUACCAAGAAUUUAAGUCACCAUUACACAAACCGCUCUUGCUCACAAUUGCUGUAGCAGCUCCAAAGGCAAUCAUAGACAGGUCAUAUGAAAUCUCUGAGUUAUCCAGGUAUGUUGAUUUUGUGUCAAUGAUGGGUUAUGAUUACCACAUCUUCUGGCCAUAUCUGCCAUUUACAGGCUAUAAUGCCCCACUCUUUAAAAGUAAAAAUGACAAAUAUUACUUUGCAACUAUGAAUAUCCAGUGGUCUGCAGAUUAUUGGGUGGAGAAAGGGAUGCCAAAGGAAAAGCUAGUCAUUGGAAUUCCUACUUAUGGCCGCACAUGGAAAUUGCUGAAUGCAGCAUGGAACAAAACUGGAUCACCAGCAGUUGGAAAGGGCAUGCUGUCAGGCAUUGUGUCAUACCCUGAAGCUUGCAUAUUCUACAAGGAAGGAGCAGAAAGACAUUUUGAUGAAUCAUGCAAGGUCCCUUAUGCCGUGAGGGAAAGGGACUGGGUUUCUUAUGAAGAUCCUCAGAGCAUCAGGGAAAAGGUAAAGUGGGCAAAAGACAGCCAUUUUGCCGGAGUGAUGACAUGGAACCUGAACUGUGACGACUGGGCUGGCAUUUGUUCAGGAGAGAGAUUUGAGCUUCAUAGUGUGAUCAAGAAAAUUAUAUCUAGUGAUGAAUUAGGGUUGGAUUACUCAUGAUAAGAUAGAUCAUUGUACUUACUUCAGUAAAAAGAAUUUGCUUGUAAAGUAGCUGAGGACUGUAAUGAAGUUGAUAUUGUGAGGGUUUGCAUAUGUGAUUUUGAUGAUAUAAUUUUAUUAAGUUACAAGUUCCAGUUACUGGUAAUGAGAAUUAUUUGCACAAAAAGCACAUAGUUUUGAUAUGAGGAUAAUAUUUAGGUGUGUGUAGCAGUAGUUAUGAAUAUUUUUCAUAUAAUUGUCACAUUGAUAGUAUAAGAAAUUUGUUUGUUGCAUUUAUGUUAUAUUUUAAAGAGUUUAUAUACAUACAUAUACUUAUAUAUAUAGCUAUAUCUUUUUCAUAUCUUAUUCUAUGCCAAAGACUUACAAGCCAUGAAUCUGUUUGCAUUUAAUGUUGUUGAAUUUAUAUUUUUGUAGUACAGCAUUUCAAUGAAUAUUGACUGAUGCA